Messenger RNA from Menidia menidia (Atlantic silverside), 4225 nucleotides. The record is from the annotation of a GenBank genome assembly. NCBI's taxonomy places the organism in Eukaryota, Metazoa, Chordata, Actinopteri, Atheriniformes, Atherinopsidae.
CUUACGUCACAAGUUUCAGGUGUUCCAGCUCUCAGUGACAAGACGGAAACGUGAAAGAGGAAGAGAUUUAGAUUUUUAUCGACUUUGAAUAUUUAUACAUUUUAGUUUAUCAACCUAAACCUUUGGAAAGGGAGGCGUAGUGAUAAGCCACACAUUUCUACCGGAUCCUGUUGGAAUCCACUUGGAUCUCGAGAUGUAUUCUGCAAGAUACGACAGCCAGAAUGGGCAUCAUGAGCGAAUCGAUUUCUUAACCAACAAAGAGAAAGUGUCGUCCAAACAGAGAACAUGCAUCGUUGUUGGUGUUCUAUUGGCAUUUCUCCUCCUCGCAGCUGUGGCGGCAUUCCUCAUUUGGUUUUUUGUCUUUAAAGAUCCAGAUUCAGAAAGCACCUUAAGUAAGAAGCUCAUUCCAUCAACACAAGUGUUCAGUGGACAUAUGAAGCUGGUCAAUGUGCCAUAUGACCAAAAGCUUGAGGACACAGAUGGGCAAGAAUUCAAGGAACUUUCUCAAAAAUUGGAGGAAAUGUUGGGGAAAAGCUACCAGAGUGAUCCAUUUCUGACUAAAUACUACUCGAAAUCUGUGGUCACUGCAUUCAGCGAAGGCGUGAUAGCCUAUUACUGGUCCAUGUUUACCGUUCCUGUCAGUGACCUGGAGAUCUUGCCGGAGUUGUCGGAGGAGCGGGUUUUGGAUGCACUUGAAGGCGGCUUUAAGGAGCGUCGCAGUUCGACGCAGGCUGGGGAUAUCCAGAUCAGUGAAGUCACUGCAUCACUCACAGACGCUCGCAUGGCCAGGAGCCCCACAGCUGAGGAAUGUUUCCACCGCCUGGAAGCUGUUGAGGAGGCUCAAAAAUUUCAAUCGCCAGGAUUCCCCAGCGGCUACCCAGCCAAGUCGCGGUGUCAGUGGCAAAUCCGAGCGUCAGAGAACAACGCUAUAACCGUCAAUUUCCCAUUUUUUUACACUGAAGACGACUGCACCAAUGAUUUUGUCAUGAUCUUUGACUCUUUGAGUCCUGAUGAUUCUCAGGCAAUUACAAAGAAUUGUGGUCAGAGACCUCCAUCCAACCGUCUGCAGGUAGUGUCAUCUGGAAACAUCAUGCUGAUCACCUUUAUUACGGACACCGAUAUCCAAAGGCCUGGUUUUGAGGCUGAAUAUAGCACCAUCCCUCAGACUGAUGCCAAAAAGUGUGGUGGUGUCCUUUCUAAUGGCAAAGGAACCAUUACCUCACCUCUGCAUCCCAGCUUCUAUCCACCUGCUGUGGACUGCAAAUGGACGAUUGAGGUCCCUAAAGGGAAAAAGGUACGGGUCAACUUUCAGAUGUUCCGCCUGAAAGAGCCAGGUGUGGACAUCCGCUUCUGUCACAAAGACUAUGUGGAAAUCAUGGGAACCAAAUAUUGUGGAGAAGUGUCCGCUUUGGCCCUGACCAGUGACACCAAUAUCCUUGAGGUGCACUUUCACUCUGACGAGUCCUACACUGACAAAGGCUUCAGCGCAGAGUAUAUCGCCUACGAUCCAGCAGACCCUUGCCCUGGAAUGUUCGCCUGUAACUCUGGAAAUUGCAUAAAACAAUCACUGAAGUGUGAUGGCUGGAACGAUUGUGGUGAUAUGAGCGAUGAGAGGAAUUGCAAAUGUAAUGAGGACCAGUUUGCCUGUGGAAAUGGUAUGUGCAAACCAAAACUCUGGGUGUGUGAUCGUGUCAACGACUGUGGCGAUUGGAGCGAUGAGAAACAAUGCAGUUGUGAGCCAAAUGAGUUUCGCUGUGGGGAUGGUGCAUGUCUGCCUCAGGAUGUCGCGUGUAACGGUAAACAAGACUGUGACGAUGGAAGUGAUGAGGCCGCAUGUGAAACCUCUCCAAAUAUGUGCACUGACUUCAGCUUCGUGUGCAGUAACAAAGACUGUGUCAACAAGGUGAAUGCUGAAUGCGACCGUGUCAAUGACUGCUCUGAUAAUUCAGAUGAAGCCCAUUGUGAUUGUGGCACCAGGCCUUACAAACUGAAUCGCAUUGUGGGAGGGCAGAACGCCGAGCUUGGGGAGUGGCCAUGGCAAGUCAGCCUUCACUUUAAAACUUAUGGACAUGUAUGUGGAGCCUCAGUCAUCUCUGAUAGGUGGAUCCUUUCAGCCUCCCAUUGCUUUAUCACCAAUUCUGUUGAAAACCGCGUUGCAUCCAACUGGCAGGCCUACAGUGGCAUGCAGGACCAGUUCAAGGCGGAUGGUACACUGAGCAAAGUGAAGAGAAUCAUCACCCAUCCCAAUUACAAUGAUUAUACCUUCGACUAUGACAUCGCACUGCUGGAGCUCACUGAACCGCUGGAGUUCACCAACACCAUCCAACCCAUCUGCCUACCUUCUUCCUCCCACGUCUUCACUGCAGGCGUUUACUGCUGGGUCACAGGCUGGGGCGCUCUCCGGGAAGGAGGUCAAAAGUCACAAAUCCUGCAGAAGGCCUCUGUCAAAAUAAUCAAUGACACAGUGUGUAAUGUGGUCACUGAAAACCAAGUCACCUCCAGGAUGCUCUGCAGUGGAUUCUUGGCUGGAGGAGUUGAUGCAUGCCAGGGAGACUCCGGGGGGCCCCUGGCGUGCUUUGAGGAGAGUGGGAAGUGGUUCCAGGCAGGUAUAGUGAGCUGGGGAGAGGGCUGUGCUCGUCGGAACAAGCCCGGGGUCUACUCCCGCGUCACCAAGCUGAGAGACUGGAUCAAAGAGGAAACGGGGGUUUGAUGAUAAUGUGAGGAGCAGAGAUGGAUGAGGAGUGGGGAACGUUGGAGUGUUAAAAAUAAUGGCGACAAUUUAGUCUAAUUCAGGACAAGGCUCUGAGAUUUAUUCAUUUAGAAUCAGGCUGACAACCCUGUUGCAUGAAACCCAGCCACUCACAUGAAUGACUUUAAGCACUUUAUCUUGGGUGCCAGCCCCCACACGAGCUGUUUCAACUCACACUUCUUACACACACUUGAAGAUAAACUACAUCAACUUAAUUUUGUUUCAGUUUUUAAAGGCAUUUGUUGGCCGACUGCCUCAUUCCAUAAAUCCAGAACACAUUUAGGUGGAGAAUUUUUUUUAUCCAGAAGCUGUUCAGUUUAACAGUUAAAAAAAAGAAAAAGAUUCAGAAUACAAACAUUAGACAGAACUUUUAAGGAGUGAUUCUGUGUUUUAUAAAGAAAAAGGUCUUUAGUUUUAACGCCAAAGCAUUUUGUAUAUCUAAACUAGUUUGUUUCUUUCAUCUUCUUGCUGCAGUGCAUGUCUUUGCCAGUGAGCUCAGGCAAUAAUUGGCUAUAAAUUAUAGGUUUCCGAUGAUUAGACAAAAAAAUGAUGUGAGGGGGAAAAUAAAAUCACACAGGGCCAUUUCCACAUAAUGCUGAAAUGCAUGGAAACCAGAGGCUUGAAGGUAGAAAUAGCAUUAAUCAAUCUAAAAGCCUAAAGUUUGCUUUGGAAAAUUGCCAGCUAUGAAGUAUACCAGAUUUAUAAUUGGUGGGUUAAAACAGACAGAAAUAUCAGCGUGGCCCUUGAAAAAUGAAAGUGGAGUGAUUUCCAAGUACAUCAGUAUUUGCUUUAUUAAUAUUCCUGUGUGCUUCCUGGCAUGGCUGGAUUUGUGAAUGAUUUGCCGAAAUAUUAGAUUUAAAUGGGUGGGUGGAGGAUAACUAUUAGGGUCCUGUUGGCUAAUGCGCAGGUCUCUGUUUAAGCUCAGGGUGAUUUGUGUCUUCAUUUGUAGAAACCGGUGAGUUGGAGUAACUCUGUGACAGUUCUUAAGCCUGGCCCUCUUAAGUCACAACCCAUCAAUCAACUUUGCAAUUAUCACUGAAUGGUUUCUGUUUGUCUGACUCAAUCUUAAAUCAUCCUAUCCUGGAUACGCAAAACCAAAGAUUUGCUUAAGUAUUAUUUAUUUAAAGGAAAGAAAAAAAACAACAAAUGUCGUUAAGUAUAUCUUUUAGAUGGUAUUUUAAAAUUUGUAGACAUUGUUAAACUAUGCAAUUGGUACAAUGUGUAGUUUGUAAAAAUUCCUUUGCAGAAGCCGUAGCUGGUUUAGUUGGAACAGGGUGCAGUUUGGAUUUUACUUCUUCCUAUUUUUCUAUGUUCUUUCUUUUAAUGUUUUUAUAUGAUGAUAAUAAACAUCUUUUAUCAGACUUCACACUAUGUCAUUGGAUUACCUGAUCCAUUUGUCUUUGAUAAGGUCUUGUUCUGUAUUAUGUUGUGCAUAAUAAAUGCAUGUCUUUGGAGACCUUGUCCCCUUUCACAGUA